Molecule: messenger RNA, 273 nt
Organism: Didymodactylos carnosus
Lineage: Eukaryota; Metazoa; Rotifera; Eurotatoria; Philodinida; Philodinidae
Source: the annotation of a GenBank genome assembly
AUGGGUAAACGAAAAAGUAAACGAAAACCACCACCCAAACAAAAACGUAUCAAACCAUUAGAAACCUAUUUUUCUUGUCCUUUUUGUGGACAUGAUCGAAGUUGUGAAGUCAAGAUAGAUCGAAAAGCCAAUGUUGGUACUAUCGAAUGUCGAAUGUGUCGCGAAACGUAUUCAACAACGGUACAUUAUUUAUCAGAAGCCAUAGAUGUGCAUAAUGCAUGGGUGGAUGCGUGUGAAGAGAUAAAUAAAGAAGGUGGAGAAGAGAGAGAAUAA